UAUGGAUUCAAAAGAUAUAAACGUUGGGGUGUCCUCUAUUAACGACGCGCUACAUCGGAGCCCGGGUGUAGUGAUAAAUAUGCAAGGGUGUAGGGCGUUCACCGAAAGCGACGCGCCAUGCCGGCGCCCGGGUGUGGUGUUAAGUGAGCAAGGGUUCCCACAUCAUGGAUGGGUGUGGGUAAAGAAGUUAGUCCAUAGGACAGAUAGUAGAACAAAUAGUGGAACAGAACACAAGAUAGACAUAGAAAACAAUAGAAGAUAUCAUAGAAGGAGACCAAUUAGGAAGGAGCAGGAUAGGAGGAGGAUCAGGGUUGGUACUUGGAAUGUUGGAUCACUUACAGAAAAAUUAAUGGAGCUUGUGGAUACCUUGGAAAGGAGAAGGGUGAAUAUUGCUUGCAUUCAGGAGACUAAAUGGGUAGGAGAGAAAAGUAAGGAAGUGGGUAAUUCAGGGUACAAAUUGUGGUUUACCGGAAAUGAGAGAAACAAGAACGGAGUGGGUAUAAUCAUAGACAGAACAUUGAAAGAGGCAGUAGUAGCUGUGAAAAGAGUAGGAGAUAGAAUUAUACUAGUAAAGCUAGUACUAGAAGGAGAAACAAUAAAUAUAGUUAGUGCUUAUGCCCCACAAAUAGGACUAGACAGUGAGAGUAAACAAAGGUUUUGGGAAGAUAUGGAUGAUUUAAUGCAAAGCAUACCGAAUGAAGAGAAUGUUUUCAUUGGUGGAGAUUUGAAUGGACAUGUAGGAAGUGAUAGACAAGGUUAUGAGAAUGUUCAUGGAGGUUUUGGUUUUGGCAGUCGAAAUGAGGAGGGAAAAAGCAUCCUGGAUUUUGCUAUAGCAUACGACCUAAUACUAGCAAAUACCUACUUUAUAAAAAGAGAGUCACAUUUAGUUACUUUCAAAAGUGGGCAACAUAGAAGCCAAAUCGACUUCCUCUUAACCAGGAGGACAAAUAGAGCUCUAUGCAAGGAUUGCAAGGUCAUUCCAGGAGAGGCUUUAACAAGUCAACAUAGGUUGGUGGUCUUGGAUGUCAAGUUUAGGAACAAUUCAACUAAGGUCAGAAGAAAUAGUGUAGCUCGAACAAAGUGGUGGGAGUUCAAAGGAGAAAAGCAAGUGAAGUUCAAAAAUGAGCUUCUCGAGUCCGAAGUAUGGAAGCUAGAUAUGGAGGCCAAUGAUAUGUGGAUACAGAUGGCAUCAAAGAUUAGAGAAGUAGCUAGAAAAGUACUUGGAGAGUCUAAAGGACAUGGACCACCCUCAAAAGAGAGAUGGUGGUGGAAUGAGGAAGUACAAAAGGCAGUGAAGAGAAAAAGGGAAUGGUAUAAGAAAUUACCUAAAUGUGAUAAUAAUGAGGCAUAUGAACAAUACAAGAUAGCAAAGAAAGAGGCAAAAAAGGCAGUUAGUCAAGCAAAAGCACAGGCCUUUGAAAAGUUAUAUGAGAAACUUGAAACUAAAGAAGGGGAGAAAGAUAUUUAUAGAUUAGCAAGGAGUAGAGAAAGGAAAUGUCAAGAUCUCAAUCAAGUUAGGUGCAUUAAGGAUAAAGAAGGAAAAGUGUUGGUGAAAGAUGAGGACAUUAAAGAAAGAUGGAGAAAUUAUUUUAAUGAUCUCUUUAAUAAUAGUCAAAAUGGAAAUAAUGUGAAUAUAGAUUAUAGAACAAUAGAAAAGAAUAUAAAUUAUACUAGAAGGAUUAGAUCUUUAGAAGUAAAGGAAGCACUUAAGAGAAUGAAAGUGGGUAAAGCCUGUGGACCCGAUGAAAUACCAAUUGAAGUGUGGAAGUAUUUGGGAGAUAUGGGAGUGGCAUGGUUAACUAAAUUAUUUAAUAAGAUUCUAAACUCAAAGAAAAUGCCUGAUGAAUGGAGGAAGAGUAUUUUAGUACCUAUUUUUAAAAAUAAGGGAGACGUAUAAAGUUGCUCAA
Molecule: messenger RNA, 1907 nt
Organism: Hevea brasiliensis (rubber tree)
Lineage: Eukaryota; Viridiplantae; Streptophyta; Magnoliopsida; Malpighiales; Euphorbiaceae
Exons: 1
Coding region: 2-1897 (631 amino acids)
Biological process (GO): chromatin remodeling
Cellular component (GO): nucleus
Molecular function (GO): catalytic activity
Source: RefSeq, a predicted model, not a curated record